Molecule: messenger RNA, 606 nt
Organism: Gaeumannomyces tritici R3-111a-1
Lineage: Eukaryota; Fungi; Ascomycota; Sordariomycetes; Magnaporthales; Magnaporthaceae
Exons: 2
Coding region: 130-606 (158 amino acids)
Source: RefSeq, a predicted model, not a curated record
UCCGAUUCCAGUUAGACUUUUCCCCUGGGGCCUGGCGAUGUCAAGAACGGAGCAUUGAUGGCCGCAAAUUCGAGAAAUGCGGGUGCGGGUUGCAAUUGCCCAAUGUGACCACGUAUCCAGAAAAGACACAUGUGCUUCAGGCGGUGCGCUGCAAGUGCUACAGGCCUUUACAGCGCCCUCGCCAGGAGCAGAGCACGGUGCCCUCGUUUGGCGAGUCGUGGCGGUGCGUCGAGCGUCCUCCUCGACGCGUUUCGGCCAGGAGAAGGAGAAAUUGCAGAUCCGACCCUCUUGGCUGCUGCUGCGUUUGAAACGGCCUCCCCCCCAUCUCGCGAGGGUCCUCUCUCGCACCUGUUCGAUGGGGCGGCCCAUCCGUUCGAGAAGCCCACACCCCUGCCCACGCCCAAGCCUCAAGCCAAAAGCCACGCCAUGUACCUUUUUUUUCCCCUCCCUGCUGCGGACGCUGCCGCAGGCACAGCAGGCAUGCCAAAAUACACCAGCGCCGAGGUCCCCACCACAGUGCAGACGGCGGGCGGCGCGCUUACUUUGAGACCUACUCCACGAGCCGAGCUUCGCUCCCAGAAAGAGGACACAGUUGUUUUUAUCUAA